AUUGACGCGAUCACUUCCGGCUUUUGAGCGGAGUUCCGGUAUCGCGGGCAGAGCGGAGAGAAGCGGAGGUGGCAUGGCGGAGAAGAGCCCUGACCCGAGCGGCUCUGUGGCGCGGAGGUGUCCCGCCCUGUCUGCAGCUGACCGCAUACACUCAGCCACAAGUGCUUCAUCCAAGUGGGUUCGCCUUAACGUCGGCGGCACGUAUUUCCUCACCACCAGGCAGACCCUGUGCCGGGACCCCAAGUCGUUCCUGUACCGCCUGUGCCAGGCCGACCCCGACCUGGACUCCGACAAGGAUGAAACGGGUGCGUACUUGAUCGACCGAGACCCAACGUACUUCGGUCCAGUCCUCAAUUAUCUGAGACACGGAAAGCUGGUGCUCAACCGAGGCCUUGCAGAAGAAGGUGUUCUGGAAGAGGCUGAGUUUUACAACAUCACGUCGUUGAUAAAACUAGUGAAAGACAAAAUCAGGGAGCGGGACUGCAAAACAUCUCAGCUUCCUGUAAAACACGUCUACCGAGUCCUCCAGUGCCAAGAGGAGGAACUCACUCAGAUGGUCUCCACCAUGUCUGACGGCUGGAAGUUUGAACAGUUGGUCAGUAUCGGCUCGUCGUACAACUACGGAAACGAAGACCAGGCGGAGUUCCUCUGCGUCGUGUCCAAGGAGCUGCACAAUCAGUCGUACGGCACAAACAGUGAGCAGAGCGACAAGGCUAAGAUUCUUCAAGAACAAGGCUCUCGCAUGUGACUGUGAAGCGGCUGCGCUCUGACGCGGGUUGGGUCCUACACAACACGACAUGCACAUCAUCAGGAUGAGAGAAAUUGGCAAGACGGAAGAGAGGCUGUUCAUUUUGGAGUUUUUUUUUUAUUAUUUAAAAAAAAAAGUCACUUUCUUUAUAUUCAUAGAAGAAUUAAAGCAGGAAUAUGCAUGUCAGGUUCAAGCUAAACAAAGGGCAGCGUUUAUAUCACGGUCCAGUUUACUCAGGGUCUCAGCUCGACAUUCUGAACAUGAAUCACAACACUUUCCACUCCAGUGCGCAGGUUCUUAUUCAAAGAAAAAAAAAUUUACAAUAAUCAGUGUAAAAUUAUGAAAUUUGUCACGUUUAAAAAUCCGGUGGUCAAAAACCGUACGGUUACCGUGUUAUGCGUUGCAGGUGUUACCAUGGCGACCGAUGUGCUGGUGUUGACCAGUGGUGUUUACCAUACAGGUGAUAUUGUUUUCUUUAACAUGUACACAACCACAGAUUUUUGUAUUUCAGAGUGUUUGUGGAAGUAGUGUUGAUGGAACCUCUCUGACCCGCCUAGCGUUAGUCAGAGGAAGGAGGGAUUAAAAAGCUUUCGUCAUGAUUUAUUUCAAGGUUACAGUAACAGAAAGAAAGAAAAAAAAAAAAAAGAUGUAAAAAUCGAAAGGCGGUGCUGAACUUCGUCUUCCAACGUUGGAUUCAUUCCAAAUGGUUUGCAGUUUGUUUGUUUGUUUGUUUGUUUGUUUUUUUACUUGCUAUUUUUCAGGAGAGCUCUUGGAGUUGAGUCCUUUUUUGUAACUGCAAACUCUUUCGUUUAUUGUGAUUUUUUUUUAUUUUUAUUUAUUUACCUUUUUUUGCCUCUGCUGUUUAAAAACGGCUUUGUUAUUGACACGACAGUGACUGUUAUUAGGUAGAAUUAUCUUUUUUUUUUUUAAUUAACUUUUACUGACAGAGGAACUAGAAGACACUUUGUGUAACUGUGUCUAAAGCAUGAUCACACACGGGGUGUACAGAUACGAAAGAUACAAAAUCAAAUACGGCACUAAAAACGAUUCUGUUGGAGCAUAAAGAUGCUAAUACAUGCAGUUUGCUAAAAUCGAUUGAAAUGCAUUACAUUUGGUGUUGGCUUUUUUGUUUGUUUGUUUUGUGGAGAAGUGGGAUCCAUACACCCCCGACCAGCGCCACGGCGUAGUUUAUCGUAACGAAUCAUAUCUAAAACUGUAGCAGUAUGCAAUCGAGUAGAAGUAAAGCUCAGAGCAACUUUUUUUUAUGAUAAGAUUCUCAAUCGUUUGCUUCGGUCCUAUUUUAUAGUUUUACUAUUCGUAUGAAUAAUUUUCUGAUGACGUUGCCUUUACGUAAUGACCAACAAAAUGUCUGAAUUUCAUUGUGGUCAGGGACACGCAAGCGAACCGCUUCGCCGGGCUGCAAGCAUAUCUGUUUAACACUGUAUAUAGACUAAAGAGUGUCAUUCAGACGUCACUAGUGCACGCUAAUUUUCCCUCCGUCUACCUUUCACACGCAAAGGGCUUUAAAUCGAGGAAUAAAUAUGAGGUAUAUCUCUCGCAGAGGUCCAGACGAUUUCUCUAUACAGCCUGAUCAAGGCUACGUUUACAUGGCUAGUGUUUUCUAAUCAAUCAUUUUUCACGUUUACGUACACGGACCGUGGCACCAUAGCGCAGUUUGGCUGGUUUGAAAUACUUCUAUGUUUACAUAUGGUCAUAUUCUACUUACUAGUUACUGUCCAGCCUGUGUCUUAGCAAUCAGAGAGCCUUUCGGUCCUCACCAGUGGAGCGAUAACUAGCUCACUGCACCAGUGUCUUGUGAAACAUGCCUCGAGGCUGAAGAGUGUCAGCCGUCACUGCGCUGUACUUUCUCCCGAACUGGCAGGGAGGUGUAGCCUUCCACGCAUGUGCACUCAGACGCCUCGCUCCCUCUGCACGUCUGCCUAUUUCCAUUGGUUCCCCCAGUCUCCUCCUCCUCCUUUUUUUUUUUUCCUUUUUUUUUUUUUUUGGAUGUAUAGAGCAAUUUUUUUGCGUGCAAUCUGUAUUUUUUAAAAACGAGCAGAAGCAGACCCAAAAUGGCGUCUGCUCCACUUUGUCACUGCUGUUCCUAUAUUACUAUCCUAUAAAAUGUAUUUUUUUUUGUAUGGAUAUUUUUAUGCUUAAAAGUGUGUAAACACAUUAUUAUAUGUAAUUGCAAGUUAACAACUGGGAAAAAUGUAUAUGAUGGUAAUGCUAGAUCCAGGUUUACCUUAAUAAAACCUUGUUGAAUUGCAAA
Messenger RNA from Pangasianodon hypophthalmus (striped catfish), 3020 nucleotides. It is a transcript of the gene kctd5a, whose product is annotated as potassium channel tetramerization domain containing 5a. Gene Ontology annotation, molecular function: cullin family protein binding. Gene Ontology annotation, cellular component: cytoplasm; Cul3-RING ubiquitin ligase complex. The record is from RefSeq and is a predicted model, not a curated record. The transcript is spliced from 6 exons. Bases 74 to 748 code for a protein of 224 amino acids. NCBI's taxonomy places the organism in Eukaryota, Metazoa, Chordata, Actinopteri, Siluriformes, Pangasiidae. Gene Ontology annotation, biological process: protein homooligomerization; proteasome-mediated ubiquitin-dependent protein catabolic process.